AUGUGGUGUCUUGGUUGGUUGUUUCGCUUCAUGUUUUUGGUGAUUUUGUAUCCACCAUUAGGAGAAGCACACAGUGUCUGUUACUCUCCAUAUGGAUGCUUUACCGAUUCGCCUCCAUUUGAUUACACUUUGUUACCUUUGCCACAGUCCCCAGCAGACGUAGGUACAAGACUCCUGCUCUAUAAAAGAUCUUUGACAGGCUAUGAGGUUUUGAGCAACAUCAAGACAGACGACUUGUUGAACAAGUCUAGUUUUGAACCACAAAUACCUACUAGAAUCAUCAUUCAUGGCUUUGCCUUUAUAGAUCCUGAAUCAUCCAUCAUUGAUAUCGAUGGUUGGUGGGGACUUACAAUGAAAGAUGAAUUUCUCAAGAAAGAAAAUCAAAAUGUCCUAAUCGUUGAUUGGAUAAAAGGUGCCAAGCUUUCUUACCUUCAAUCAACGGCUAAUACAAGACUAGUUGGAGCCCAGGUUGCGCAUUUUUUAAUGAUUGCUCAAUCUCUCGCACAGAAGACUGGAGUAAAACUGGGCUCUGUUCAUAUCGUUGGUUUCAGCCUCGGCGCGCACAUCGCAGGUUUCGUUGGACGACGAAUGAGAGCAAAUGGAUCUCUGCUGAACAGAAUAACUGGACUUGACCCAGCAACUGUCAUUUUCAAAGAUGCUCAUGCCGAUSUAAGACUGGAUCCAAGCGAUGCUAAAUUUGUUGACGUCAUACACAGUAGUUACUUUCUUGGAAUUAGUGCUCCUCAAGGACACAUGGACUUUUAUCCCAAUGGUGGGAACUUCCAGUCUGGCUGUACUAUUUUUGACGGUCCUGAUGGCUUUGUCUGUCAUCACGUGAGAGCUGCUCUUUACUUCACUGAGUCCAUCAACUCGUUAUGUCCUUGGAGAAGCUACCGCUGCAAUUCCGAAAGAGAUUUUGAUCGUGGAUUGUGUCUUGAUUGCAGUCUGGGGUGUCCACGAUUUGGUYUUKCUGCAGGUAUAAAUGGCAACAUCUCCAAAGGAACAUUUUACUUGUACACAGCACCUUCCACUCCUUUUUGUGUACAUCACUAUCACGUGACUAUGCACACAGCUGAUAGUAUCCUGUCUGGGANUUUUGGUAAGGGUCCACGUUUCAGCACCGUAGAGGAGAAUCGGCUCGAUUAG
Exaiptasia diaphana is the source of this 1146-nucleotide messenger RNA. RefSeq names its product pancreatic lipase-related protein 2. Lineage: Eukaryota; Metazoa; Cnidaria; Anthozoa; Actiniaria; Aiptasiidae. The record is from RefSeq and is a predicted model, not a curated record. The transcript is spliced from 6 exons. Gene Ontology annotation, biological process: lipid metabolic process. Gene Ontology annotation, molecular function: lipase activity. Bases 1 to 1146 code for a protein of 381 amino acids.